AUGAGAGAAGUAAGCGGGCGUAGGAAGAGAAGGUAUAUCCCAAUUGAUGUUGAAGAGGUGGAAGUUCGGUCUAAGUACUUUAAAAAGAAAGAAGAUAAGGCUGAUGAGUCACUACAAAAGCCUAACGUUACCAAAGACUCACAAAGCAAAUAUGCUGUAAACAUCGACUGGAUCAAGGCACUGAAGCCGAUAGAGUAUUUCGAGUGGAUUGAUUCGAGGACCUGUGACAAUCCAAAAGCUUGGGAACGAGUAAUAACUAGAGAAGAAAUGGUCAACGAUUCUGGGGCAGAAAUUCCUGAAACUUUUUUACCCAUUUACAAUAGAGUAAGAUUAAUGAGGUCCAAAGUCAACACGCCAGUAGAUUCAAUGGGAUGUAGUAUGAUUCCUGUCUUAAUUGCAGAUAAGUGUGGGAUACCGAGUGAGAAAGUCAACCCAAAGAACUUCAGACUUCAGUUCCUUAUUGGCACUAUGCUUUCUGCCCAAACAAGGGAUGAACGAAUGGCUCAAGCCGCCUUAAAUAUCACGGAGUACUGCUUGGACACUUUAAAGAUAUCGGAAGGUCUUACUCUAGAUGGGUUACUUAAAAUCGACGAGUCGAUAUUAGCAGACUUAAUUCGCUGUGUUAGUUUCUAUUCUAGAAAAGCCAAUUUCAUCAAGAGAACAGCUCAGUUACUGGUAGAUGAUUUUGGCUCUGAUAUACCGUUCGAUAUAGACGGAAUUCUAUCAUUACCUGGCGUUGGGCCCAAGAUGGGCUAUUUGACACUGCAAAAAGGCUGGGGUUUGAUCGCCGGGAUAUGCGUUGAUGUGCACGUUCAUAGAUUGUGUAAUAUGUGGAAUUGGGUGGAUCCUAUCAAGUGCAAAACUGCAGAACACACCAGGAAGGAACUACAGGCUUGGUUACCUCAUUCGCUAUGGUACGAAAUUAACACUGUUUUAGUUGGAUUCGGUCAAUUGAUCUGCAUGGCAAGGGGUAAAAGAUGUGAUUUAUGUCUGGCGAACGACGUUUGUAAUGCUCGUAAUUCGAAACUAAUUAAAUCUUCCAAAUUUCACCAAUUGGAAGAUGAGGAAAACAUGGAAAUAGUGUAUUCGCACUGGUUGGAUACACUUGCAAAUGGCAUUAAAACGCAGAGGUACAAGAAGAAGUAA
Saccharomyces eubayanus is the source of this 1146-nucleotide messenger RNA. It is a transcript of the gene NTG2, whose product is annotated as bifunctional N-glycosylase/AP lyase NTG2. The record is from RefSeq and is a predicted model, not a curated record. The coding region runs from base 1 to 1146 and encodes 381 amino acids. Gene Ontology annotation, cellular component: nucleus. NCBI's taxonomy places the organism in Eukaryota, Fungi, Ascomycota, Saccharomycetes, Saccharomycetales, Saccharomycetaceae. The transcript has a single exon. Gene Ontology annotation, biological process: base-excision repair; base-excision repair, AP site formation; nucleotide-excision repair. Gene Ontology annotation, molecular function: 4 iron, 4 sulfur cluster binding; oxidized pyrimidine nucleobase lesion DNA N-glycosylase activity; DNA-(apurinic or apyrimidinic site) endonuclease activity.